UCUGCGGGGGUCGUGGGGGGGGAGGCCACCGCCGUUUUGGGCCCCCUUGCUGCAGCGGCUCGUCGGGGAGCAGUCGGUGGCGGGCAUCGGAGGCUCGCGCGUUACAGUUGCGUGUUCAUUAAAACCACAAGUCCUUUUACGACAAUUGAACAUUAACAACUUUGGUGAAUUGACGCGAUGCGUCCGACUCAACGCUCGCUUGGUUUGUUGUUGAUGGUGGUGGUGUUAGUUUUUUUAUAAAUUGGUUUCUCUGAGUAACGGAACCGCCCGCCCGCCACCACCACCACCACCCUCCUCAGUCCGUAAUGUGGGCGACCACGGCUGGUCGCUAAACGCGAGUCAGAAGGCGCCCGCGGCGAGAGGAGUGGAAGAGAGAGAGAAGGACGGUGAUCAUAUUUAGCCUCGGAUCCUGCUGUCAGUCACGGUGAGGGUUAACAUCGAACGUUCUACUUUGGAGACAAGACAUUUACAAGGAGCUCUAGAGGAGCCCCUCGAGGGGAUUUGGCCUAUUCUUCCACGCUGGCCAGACGUCUUCGAAGAGGUGGGACUACCCACACGUUACUUCGCCACACACGACCUGCCGGGCGACUCACUGCGGUGUACUGGAGUGGGCGGGCUGGAGGAGGUUGCCGCGAUGAUAAUCCCGAGGACCAGGGCGUCCUUCUUCAGCCUUGUGUGUGGCGCCAGCGUGGGCUUUGCGCUGAGCUACCUUCUGCUGGCGGUGUACACGCUGGACCGCACGGAGGAGCGCGAGCGCACGCCCGUGGUUAUGCUGCCGAACAACCCUCACGACCCGCACCCGGAGGGUCGUGCCAGCGACGAAGAUGGCAAUGCGCCACAGGGGCAGAUGAAAUUCCACAUCCAUGACGGCGAUCACAAUGAGGAGGACAUGAGCCAGAUGCAGGAGCUGCGCCGCCGUGUGCGCGUCCUCUGCUGGGUGAUGACGGGCCCCCAGAACCUAGAGAAGAAGGCGCGCCACUUGCGCGCCACCUGGACCAGGGCCUGCGACAAAGUGCUCUUCAUGAGCUCCGAGGAAGACAAGGAUCUCCCCGCCGUGGGGCUGCACACCAAGGAGGGGCGAGACCAGCUCUACUGGAAGACGAUCAGGGCCUUCCAGUACGUGCACGAGCACCACCUUGGCGACGCCGACUGGUUCUUGAAAGCGGACGACGACACCUACGUCAUCGUCGACAACCUGAGACUGAUGCUGAGCAACUACACGCCCGAGCAACCCAUCUACUUCGGGCGCCGCUUCAAGCCCUUCGUGAAGCAGGGCUACAUGAGCGGCGGCGCAGGCUACGUGCUCAGCAAGGAGGCGCUCGUCCGCUUCGUAGACGCUUUCGCCAAGGGCAAGUGCACACACACGAGCUCGGUGGAGGACCUGGCGAUCGGCUCGUGCCUCGAGAAGAUUGGGGUGGCGGCGGGCGACUCGCGCGACUCUGCCGCGCGCGACACAUUCCACCCGUUUGUGCCUGAGCACCACCUCAUCGCCAACUACCUGCCCAAGUCAUUCUGGUACUGGAAAUACUGCUUCUACCCAGCAGUGGAGGGCCCACAAUGCUGCUCCGACUUCACCAUCUCAUUCCACUACGUGAGCCCCACGUGGAUGUACAUCCUGGAGUACUUUGCCUACCACCUGCGUCCGUAUGGCUACAGGUACCGCUUCCAGCCCGUGCUGUCCAACAUCGGGCACAGUAAGGACGUGGCGCUGGCAGAGCCGAAGGACGAGGGCAACUUGAGGCUGCCAGACGUGCAGAGGAAAGAUGACGCGCCUGCUGUCGACGACAAUGCGAUAGACGGAGGAGGAGGAGGAGAACCUCGGGUGAAGGGCAACGGUGAGAAGAAGCUGCCAGCGGCAGUUGCCCCAGAGAAGUCGAGAGACACCUCGAAGAAGAUUUCUAACGUUAUCGAGGACAUUGUGGAAGACAAAAAGGCGGCUGACGCGAAUGAGCAAAAGAAGAUAAGAUAGAACGUGGAGAUUAUCUGGCUUAUAGGAGAACAAUGUGAAGGAUAAUUAUAAAAGGACUGAUCACAAUAACAAACAAAAAACCUACAAAUUUAAUGAGAAAGAGACUAAUUGUAUGGGUUGAGUGGUUUACAUUCUUUUUCUUAUUUUAAAAUAUUUUGAUACUAAAAUGUUAUACAUUGUCUCUUGAGGUGGUUCGUAAAGUGAAGGUUGAUGCUGUGGUUUGAAUGUAAUUAAAUAGCGUCCAGUUAAAGGUGAUCUUCUGAGCAUGCUCCUGUAUCAGUUUUAACACUUCUUGACUACCAGUUCACGUAAAUAAUUUGUUAUAUUAUCAUUGUCAACUAAGCUCAACUUGUUCAAAUUAUUGUAGCUGUCAUCAUAGCGGCACCUCACUGCCUAUGCUGCGUGGUUAUUGAGCGUUAACAAGUUCUGAAAAAUGAAUGACUCAAGUACAGCAGCUCAAUAGUACAAAUUUAUAUUCCUGGUUAAAACAUUUUUUUAUCUGCACUCUUGUUUAUUCUGCCAGUAAUCGGUCAUGUCAAACACACACCUCCCUUAAGACCGAAACAGGAAGACUGCUUAUCAAUUUUGUUUACGUGACAAACCUUGUCUCAUUGGCUGUCGGGUGGUGGUGGGUUUAACGACACAUUUACACAAUCUAACCCAAAAAAAAACCUUUAUUAUGGAUAUUGGUCGCGAAAGGCCUACGUGUUAAACUGACAUUUCCCUCUUGUGUAAAGAAAUCUCCAUAUCAUCAUCACUCGUGGGAACUUCUAGGAACAGCCGAAUAGUCUAAACACAAGUUCAUUUUAAAUGUGAAGGGGAAACUGGAGGAUCCGAAGAAGAUGCACGCGACAACCACGGGGGUGGGGGGGGAGGAGAACGCGCUAACUCCAUAUGUACAGGCAUCGGGAUCAAACCCACGAUUUCCUGCAUAUACCAGGCAAGGGGAGAUAUAAUCUCGCCACCUCGGCGUGAAUUUGAAUGCGUAAAUAUUGGCAGCCGCUUAUAAUCUAAAUGUGGUUUUCCAGGUUGGGAUGGAUUUGAGGAUUUAUUCUCUUCAACUCCUGAUGUUGCCCGCAGGCAUUGUAGGUGGCGAACGGUCAAUAGAAUCGUAAAUGAAAAUGCAGCCCAACCUGAAUAAUCCCACUCCGAUUGUGAUUAUAUUAACUAUGUAUGUUUGUGUAACUCUGUUUACCUUGCCAUCCAGUUUGAUUGAUUAUAUCAGUUUAGUCGGCUUGCAACAGUCAUCCCCCCUGAAGUAUGCAAUGUGAUUUGUGAGUCAUGAAACGUAUUUUGUACAGUACAAUUGAAUUUCAAAAAUGCAGGGCUCUAUUCUGGCUUUUCAUUGCAGCUUGUGUGAAAUAUUAUUACUCUCUCCAAAAGACACUUGAUGUCAGUAACACUUCCACAUUUUUGCUCUGUUGCCUGAAUGUUAAAUAAGUCAAUACAAAUAACCUUUUUCACAGGCUUACACAUUACCUGUACAUAUUGUAUAUUUCAGUUUGCAGACAAUCAGUGUACAAGUACACCAUGUAGUGUCCCAUCCAUAUCUAGGAGUGAUGGUUGUCGAAUUCUUCUUGGUUGAUUUUUUGAAGUGUGCAUUUUAGUCGGCGAUUGCUCGUGGUACUUCGGCGGAAGUGUCUGAUGGACAACAACACCCAUGUCCACUGUCAUUCGCAUUCUGUCCCAAAUGCAUUGUCAACCACUAAAGAGAUAAUCUGUAUACCGUUUCGUGUGUAGCAAAGCAGAAGAAGUCAACGAUGUCAACAAACUUGCCGGGCCCCCCCCCCCCUCCCCCCUUUUGCUGCUCUUUGUAGUAUUGUGAUCAUCCGGGUGGUGUGCCGAUCAAAUUCUGCCCACCUACAAAUAAGUGCCUGCUAUAGAAGCACUUAGCACCUAAAAACACAUCUGUGGGCUUUUUGACUCUUGGGUCCUUUGGGGGAUAUUUAUAGCUUUUGAAUAAUCGUCUCGCGUGGUUUGUACGUUUUUGUAGCAUGCGUAUUACUUGAAUACAUGGAAAUGCCUUUAGAUCAGCCAUUGGGAUAAGGAGUCUGGUGUGCCGUUUCAUUUUUUUUUGCAGGUCCCACAGUUUGAGCGAUUCCUUUGGUUGUGCUGCACUCGUAUAAAACUGGGACGUGCGUCACAUCAAGCGUGCGCUGUGUGCCGUCAUGUGGUUGGGAGAAAUGUGGCGUUUUAAUGUGUUCAGUCCCCGCUGUGGAGGGCUGUGGAGGGGAGUGUUCGUGUCUGCGCGCACCCGGGCGUGACCCACUGAUCUUGAAUAGAAGCAACUUGAUCCUCAAGUUUUAUGGGUUGGUUGGCCUCGGUGGUACGAGUGUGUUUGAAUAUCACCCAUGUGUAACGGUGCGUCCUUUUGGGACAUUCUUUAGCCGGUUUCGGUCGAAACUCGAAAACCUAUCUCGCAUCACUGUUUAAAUUACGGUGGGGCCCCUCUUUCACGCGACGCCCCAAAUGACCGUGCACGGAACACAACCAGUAUAUUUAAGAUGUACAGUGUUUACUUAGAAUGUUAUCUCUACACAAAAUCUUACAUUGUUAAAAGGGCAACAGGCCUACUAGUCUGGGAGUGCACGCAUCACAAAUGACCCUCACAACAACCAACAGUCACACAACCCGGCAACCACGGCCUCACCGACUUCCUUCACCACGGACGCUGGUGGGAGAAAACUGCUGAGCAAAAUCCCAAAAGGCACGUACGAAACACCACCUCGAGCCGGAUCAGUCCCAGCCACGUAAAGCCAGAUCAGCACCCCCAGCCACCUCGAGCAGGGUCAGCCCCAAGCACAGCACCCGCCUCGAACAGGCUGAGGCGCAGAAUGAAAUCCACCCCCUGCCCCUCUCUUGGUUCCCCGCGGCGGCGCCCUUUAUUGAGUCAAACCCUUGGGCCCUUCCCCCAUUUGAUGAGAACGACGUGCCCAUGAGUCCAAACCCCCGUGCCCACGAGCCAAUCCAACAAUCCAAUCCCACACACCUGCAAACCACUUUCACACAAAGCCCCCCCCCCUCCGAGUCCCUCGCUUCUCCCCAUUCAAAGAAACACCCUGCCCCCCAAUGCUAUCACUCUGACUGCCACGUCAUGGAUCAAAACUUGAAAACAAAUGUGGGUGUAUUAUGGCAUAUUGUCGCGUUUCUUGAUUUUCCACCCGACGUAGACUCAUACAAUAUUAAAACGUGAAUGCAAAUGCAACGGUGAGCGAUCAGUUUUAGUUGACGGUGUUUGUUAUGCGCAGUGUGCAAAAUUAACGUAUUGAAGUGUCCCUCCUCCCCCCUUGCCUAUCUUGUUUUCCUGACAAUUGCAGAUUCGCCGCUUCGUUAGCGGAGGAGCGCAUUGUUUUCUAGUCCUGUGUCGCUAGGCGAGUGAAGUCGCGUUCACGUCGCCAGUUUGCGUUUGUAUUUUAAAUCGGCCAGUGCCGGAGACGGUGGUGAAAUGAGUCGAUGCUUUUACAAUUAAUGUAUAAUGGGGCGCUUUUUGUCCCCAAGUCUGCCUUAAUUUACCAAUGUACACAUAUUGCACAGGACUGCAGGCACAGAAUAUACCAGAGAAUAAGCAUGCCAUGCUCAUCAUGAACAUUGGUGUUUGUCCAGCCUUAUGUUCUGUUUGUCUGAACUACCCUCGUUGGAUUAUUGUAUUACAUCGUAACAAAGGUUUUCAUCGGUUGCCUUUCCCUCUGUAAAUAAUUAAAAGAGUAACAUGCAAUGCUAAGAACAUUGCACUUAUAAAACGCCUAUGUGUGGAACAGUGAUACAUUCCUCGUUUAUUACAACAUGCGCAUAAUCGCUCAUGUAAAACACGAUGUUUUGUUUUUUUACUUGCUCGCGUUGUAAUCCGUUUGUGUCUGCUGCAAACACAGGAUGUGUCGUCAUUCAUUAAAAUGAUUAAGCAAGUAAUUAGUUAAUGGUAUUGUGAUCCUGAAUCUCAAGAAAUGUAUUUGUGGUGGGUGAGAGGGGGAGUGAAUUACAUCCCUAGUAAUAAAUAUACAGCUUGCAUUGUCAACAAAAUUAAGUCGAUAAAAAACUAAUCCUAAUGUUCUGUUUAUAACUCAAAAUGGCAGAAUGUCAAUUAGCACAGUUGCCUAUGUACUGUGUGAAAGAAGUUCAACGUACAUACAUACAUGUAUGCAUUAAUACAAUUUAAUUUAAUCUGUCUUUAUACAGAUUUUCAGAUAUUGAUUCUGGGAAAGGUAUCUAUGAGAACUCAAGGUGUCCUCCAGCAACUUUGAUAUGUGGCUGGGUUUUGGUUUUUGAGAAACGUUUGGCAAAUACAAGGUCCGCUUUUUUAGUUAAGCAAGAAAUGCCACCUAUUGCUUCUUAUUUCAAUUUCAAAUCAAUACCUUCAUUUGGUGAGUCUUAUUUUUCAGUAUUCUCACAAUUUUAUGUGUGUCCUGUAUUGUUGUGGCACUGGUGGCAGCUGUUUGAGCAUAAUCUCCAUUACCAUCUUGUGCCUCUUUAACCCUUUUGUGAUGGUGGAUUUGCCAUUGGUUUUUGGCACACAGUUUCGCAGUCCCCACACUUUGUUCUUUUAGUUAUGGCGAGAUGAGUUCUAAAUCGUGCUCCUCGAACAUUGCCUUUGUUGUAACAUGUGCUUUUUUUGGCCAUUCGCAAUAGUUCUCCCCAAUGUGUGUUUGUUAUGCGCAGCAUAUAUAUUUAAAAAAUGCUGUACAUAUGACAUGUGAGAGGCAGUCAAGCGGUUUUGAAAAUGGGACAUUAAAUGUAUUGGGCGCAUAACGAUUCGAUUAAUUGUCACGAUUCUUGGUGUUGACUUGACUCAAGGAUCGAUUCUUACACGCACAUCCUGAGCGUCUUCAGUCGAUUUUUAACCUAUGGAUAAUUGCACAUACAAAACUGUUAUAUAGCUUUUAGCUCUUCAAUAGACAGGACUACAUCUACUGUUGGCACAACGUUUAACAUCGCUGUGUGCUGAUUAUUAUUUUCUGUGAUAAGCACAUAAAUGCCGAGUGUACUUUCAGAUUCUCAUUCCCAAAGGGGUUUUGGUGGCUCCAUUGUACGCGUAUGUUAAUCUUUAGAUGCUGGCCAGGGAUUGUGCUAUGUACAUAUGUAAUGUAUGUGUAUCCCAGAGAUUGAUGUAAAUUCAGUUGUGUGGAGCCACCUUGCCCCCUGGACUGCAAGCCCGGCGAUCUUCAUUGGUCACGUGUUUACACGUGUACUAAAUGGCCUGCCGUCCAUUCUGCUGUUGCUUUCUGCACUGAUUGAGCACAGGUUAAUUAAAGAAAAUAACGGACACAAACAGGAA
Molecule: messenger RNA, 7238 nt
Organism: Petromyzon marinus (sea lamprey)
Lineage: Eukaryota; Metazoa; Chordata; Hyperoartia; Petromyzontiformes; Petromyzontidae
Product: glycoprotein-N-acetylgalactosamine 3-beta-galactosyltransferase 1-like
Cellular component (GO): membrane
Molecular function (GO): N-acetylgalactosaminide beta-1,3-galactosyltransferase activity
Source: RefSeq, a predicted model, not a curated record